AGGCGGUUCGUUCAAAACAGAUUGGAUUGACUUCAAAAAACGCGCAACUGCCGGCUGCAGCGGGCGACAAUAGAAUUUCUCAUACACAUUUAUUUUCGACAUAAUUAAUAAAUAAAAGGACUUAAAGUGUAGUGCGGGUGUAUAAAGUGAUAACGAAUAUAUUUAGUUCAACCGCGAACUUUUUUCAUUUUUAAAGUUUCGCCUUAUUUAGUACAAUGGGAGAACUGGGAGCCAAAUUGGGCCUGGAUGAGCUGGCUGGAGGCGCCGCCGGCAUCAGCAGAGCACUCCUAGCAGAGUUCAUAGGCAACAUCCUACUGAACCUGUUCGGCUGCGGCGCGUGCAUCAACGUGGCGCAGGGCUCCUCGGCCGCACCAGACAUCGUGCUCAUCGCGCUCGCCUUCGGGCUGGCAGUGUAUGCCGCGGUGUCUGCGAUAGGCCACGUCUCCGGUGGCCACAUAAACCCAGCGGUUACCGUGGGUCUCGCAGCAGCGGGCCGUGUGAAGCCUGUGCGCGCCAUCUUGUACAUCAUCGCGCAAUGCGCGGGCGCCGCGGCAGGCUCAGGCCUACUGAAGGCCUUCACGCCUGAUCGAGUCGCCGGCAGCCUCGGAGUCACCGGGCUUGGUGCUGACGUCACAGCACUCCAGGGCUUCGGCAUCGAGUUCUUCCUUGGCUUCGUUCUUGUCUUCGUUGUUUGUGGGGUGUGCGACCAGCACAAGCCUGACAGCAAAUCCACAGCACCCCUCGCCAUCGGCCUGACCGUCACCCUCGGCCAUCUGCUGGCUGUUGACUACACCGGCUCUGCCAUGAACCCCGCCCGCUCCUUCGGAUCUGCACUCGUGGCCAACGUUUGGGCCAACCACUGGGUGUACUGGGCGGGCCCAGUGGCCGGCGGAGUGGCAGCGGCUCUCCUCUACGUGCACGGCUUCUCGGCGCCGCCGCAGGAGACUCCGCGCUACAGGCCCGUGGCUGCCGACGAGAAAGAGCUGAAGCGACUUGACGGAGGCAAAGCGGACGAUCUUGCCUGAGACGCGCCUAUCUCGGUGCCGCGAGACACCCGCCCCCGGACUCCCUCGCCGCCCCUCAGGCAACACCUCCAGGUGCACACAUACUUAUGAACUCACACACCAGUGGACACAUUCCAAUUCCAGCCCAAGUAUGGAGAAACUACGCGAGCCAUCGACAGCAGUUGCCGUCAUCACCCUAUAGACUACAUCGAUUGACAAAUUCUGCCUCUACAAUGUGACAUUCGAUAACGAUUCCGUUUCGAAACUACUUGUUCAAAACCGUGUAUUCCCGAAAUGUCCCGUUGACCCCCACUAUUUCUUGUUCCCCUCUGGGCCCUCUGGCGGACAUCAGGUUAAAAGUUUGUCGAACGAAACACAGCACGCCAUCUAUCAACGAGUAGAUUAACGAAAUUUAGCAUGUACAAAACAAAUAACAAUGUACCUACUGCCAUCUACAUUUUUGUAUGUAACUUAGUAUGGCGAACGAAUCGCAUUUCGAUGUUACAUUGUCCACAGGCACAACACCAAAUUAUACACCAAUCGUCAAUGCAAUGUGACCACGACCAGUAGAGCACUUCCACUUAAAUCUUGUAGUUUUUAUACCGUACCUACUUUAUACUAUGUAAUAAAAUAACUUUCUCCAAUUGGCGCACUUAUUAAAUAAGUUUGUAAUCUCUUAUGAAUUUGUAAUAAGAAUAUUUUAUAGAUUGGGCUUCAUGAAUGUGUCCUUUAAUGUAACCAAAAUAAUGUAUUGCAUUUUAUAAACUUCGACAAUGUAUUGUAAUGUAGCACCGACCGUAGCGCCCCAAACAACUGUUGUACCAAGACCACAUAAUUAUUUUAUAGAACUCACCAAGUGAUAGUUUAAAGUAACUAAUGCUAGAACAAACAUUAAAGUACAUAAUGAUAGUAUUUAAAAAUACCAUUCAGUACUACAAAGUAAUUAAGUACACCAAAAUCACACUUUCAUUGCGAAACAUACUAAGUAUGUACAUAAUACUGUAGAGAUUUUAUACUAUUGGAGAUUUUAUUCUUAACGAUUUAAUAUUAAAAGUAGAAUAAGUAAGAGUAAUGUAAGUAUAUGUAUAUUUUGCUAUACCUACAGACAAACUUUUACUCAAUUAUUAUUAUAACUUUGUAGUUUUUAUGGCUAUUUAUCUUGGCUGCACUUCUCAUGUUAUUCGUGUACUAGUUUUUAAAUGUUUAAAAUUCACAAAAGAAAACACAAUUUGGUUUUCAUACAUAUUGUAAGAAAAUUUCAAAAUUGAUACAAAUAGUGUAGAUUAUAAGAGUAAGGUUAUUUACGAAAAUACAAUUAUCCAAGUGCAUAUUUGAGUCGUCUAGUUUCAAAACCCGCUAAAACGCUCCUGCAACUAAUUUCUGUUUAUAUCUCUAAAUGAUGCUACUGCAAUUUUCUCAUCAUACUGUUCAAUCAUUUUCGAUCAAAAUACACUAAGACUACUAAACUAGCACUUAAAAUUAGGUUUGUGUUACAAACUCCGCUAAAACGCCGUCCGUUUCUUUCAAAACCCUCUAAAAGUUGAUUGACCAAUGGUAGCACGGUAUUUUGGUCACGUGACUGCGAAAUCAGUAUGGAGAUAUUUUUAUAACGUGGUUGCUUCAUAAUUUGCUCUUAUCAAAUCCCGCUAAAAUACAACAUGUCCGUUUCAAAUCCCAUUAAAAUCGAAUGUUCGUAACAAAAUACGCCAAAAUGAAAAUAGUUUUCAUUAUAAUUCAAAUUAUAUUUAAUUUAAAGAUAAAUAGCAAUUACUGUUAGUAUUGCCAGAUGACAAUAAUAAUUCGUAUCAUAUUUUUUUUUUGCCUAAGGCCAAAGCUAUAUGGAUAAGCGGUUUUUUUUCAAUUUCUCGAAAUCUUAUCAAAAUCGUUUUAGCGGGAUUUGAAACUAGACGCCUCAUUUAUUAUUUAAAAUAAAUAUUUUUAAAAUAUGAUCUGUAUUUUUAAAAAACCAAGUGUUCAUUAAAUUUUCUUGUAUGAGUUUUGAUUGGAUUCAUUCUGUAACUAGAGCGUUUGGUGACUAGUUAAUUUAUGAAUGUUAAAUGUGUCGUUCAUAAAAUGUAAGUCUAUGUUAAAGCAAAUAAAAUAUAUUUUACAUAAA
Molecule: messenger RNA, 3120 nt
Organism: Ostrinia nubilalis (European corn borer)
Lineage: Eukaryota; Metazoa; Arthropoda; Insecta; Lepidoptera; Crambidae
Gene: Prip
Product: aquaporin AQPAe.a
Exons: 7
Coding region: 216-1025 (269 amino acids)
Biological process (GO): transmembrane transport
Cellular component (GO): plasma membrane
Molecular function (GO): channel activity
Source: RefSeq, a predicted model, not a curated record